AUGUUGACCAUGGCAUUGUUGCUCUCAGUUGUGUAUUACACAGGAUUUACUACGCGUGUUUACGCUGACGAGAACGUAACACGACGUUGGUGCUUAAGAAUUGAAGAACAUCUCUCUAAGGACAGCUCUAUAUAUGAACGACUUGCUCCAAACACAACAUCAAUAUUGGUUAAAGGAAGCCAAGUCAUGAUAAACGACAACGUUUUGAAUCAAACUAUACUAUGUGAUUCUUCUAUUACUGUAUGCACAUCAGGCAACAUAUGGCGAUGUAUUUACGAAGUGAUAAUCAUCUCUACUGUGUUCAUACUUAGUGUGCUUAGUAAGAAACUAGCGGGGAGUAAAAGGCAUACUGCAGAGAUUUUCAAAAGAAGAAAUAGAUUCAUUGAAGAGAUUGAAGAUAUUAAACGAUGGGGGAAUUCAAUGAAACCAAACGUUAUUGUAGAACAGGACUGGAAGAUUGAUUGGACAUCAGACAUAUGGCUAGGUCGUAAUAACGAUGUUGAAACCUCGUCUACUGUAUUAAUUCAUUACAAGAAGACACAAGUAAAGACUCGAGAUGACCAUGCCUAUAAUAAACACUAA
Paramuricea clavata is the source of this 582-nucleotide messenger RNA. Lineage: Eukaryota; Metazoa; Cnidaria; Anthozoa; Malacalcyonacea; Plexauridae. The record is from the annotation of a GenBank genome assembly.